UCCUAACGCGCAGUCAUGACUAAAGUAACGCUUUACGGCCUGGACGCGAGUCCACCAGUGCGGGCAGUUCUUAUGACGCUUAAGGCGCUCGACCUCAACUACGACUAUGUGCUGGUCAAUAUUUUGGCUGGGGAGCACUUGGCGCCCCACUAUAUUGAGAAGAAUCCACAACACACUGUGCCCACCUUGGAGGAUAAUGGCCAUUUUCUUUGGGACUCGCAUGCCAUAAUGCCGUAUCUGGUGGAUAAGUAUGCCAAGAACGGUGCGCUCUAUCCCAAGGAUGCAUAUCAGCGUGCCAUUGUUAAUCAGCGCUUGCACUUCGACUCUGGUAUGAUGUUUAUCGGAGCACUGCGAAAUAUAGUCCGACCCUUGUUAUUUAUGAACGAAACGGAAAUACCGCAGUCUAGAAUCAAUGCGCUGGACGAAGUGUAUGGUUUUGUGGAGACCUUUCUGGCUGAAAAUGAUUACGUAGCGGGCAUGGAGCUAACAAUAGCAGACUUCAGCUUCGUCUCCACGCUCACCUCGCUGGAAACUUUCUUGGAGAUUGAUGCCUCCAAAUAUGGAAAACUGACAGCCUGGCUAGAGCGGAUGAAACAGUUGCCCUACUAUGACGAGGCCAAUGGCAGUGGUGUGGCACAAUUUUCAGGCCUGAUGAGGUCAAAGAACUUUACGAUUGUGCCCUAAAACUGCAGCAAACAGAAUCGUCAUUCAGAUUAAAUAUACAAAUACAGAGUCAUCUUGUAGGCACCUACAAAGCCUAGUUUUUGCACCCAAAAUUGUGAAGUUUUUUCAUUUCAAAGCCAUUGGCACACAUAGUAGCUGAGCAAGUAAUUACUUGUAUAUCUAUAAGUAUUACUAAUACACCCUGUAGAGCCGCCAGUUUUCUUUGAGCA
This is a messenger RNA of Scaptodrosophila lebanonensis, 893 nucleotides long. Its product is annotated as glutathione S-transferase 1-like. The record is from RefSeq and is a predicted model, not a curated record. Gene Ontology annotation, molecular function: glutathione transferase activity. Gene Ontology annotation, biological process: glutathione metabolic process. Bases 16 to 684 code for a protein of 222 amino acids. The transcript has a single exon. NCBI's taxonomy places the organism in Eukaryota, Metazoa, Arthropoda, Insecta, Diptera, Drosophilidae.